Pygocentrus nattereri (red-bellied piranha) is the source of this 6561-nucleotide messenger RNA. RefSeq names its product phosphodiesterase 10A (gene pde10a). The coding region runs from base 1062 to 3284 and encodes 740 amino acids. Gene Ontology annotation, molecular function: 3',5'-cGMP-stimulated cyclic-nucleotide phosphodiesterase activity; protein binding. The transcript has 22 exons. The record is from RefSeq and is a predicted model, not a curated record. Gene Ontology annotation, biological process: negative regulation of receptor guanylyl cyclase signaling pathway; signal transduction. Lineage: Eukaryota; Metazoa; Chordata; Actinopteri; Characiformes; Serrasalmidae.
UGCUGCAGCGCCAGCAAACAGUUGAUUUCUUACUUAUGGCUCCGUUUAAUCAGACUUAUAUGGGUGUGGCGAGCAGUUAGACUUAUGCCCAACUCACUCACUGGAGCGGCGAGAUGUUCCCGGUAUCUGGCCUGAAUGUGGCCGAGAUAGAUGCGCCGUGGGCGAUUUCCAGUUAAGCGAGUUAAGCGAGCAGCUCACAUGAGCUUUUUCUGCAGAAAGAGCGCCGACCCUCAUGUUCAGAGUCGGUCUGUUGUCCAGCGUUCAAGUCAAAUAACUCUGUAAGACGUCCUGGCUCACCGCAAAUAUAAAACAAGAGGAUGACCGACCCUGAGAAAUCACUCCCCUCACGCCCCCCAGCAGACCCCUGACACACACUCACGCACGCACAGAAGCCGGAGACGACACACACUCCUCCAGCAGUGUGUCUCCGGAGGGCGGCUGGGCUCGGCUCCUUCAGCGGCAGCUCCGCGGAACUGCAGGCGGGAAAGAAGCGCGCAGGCUCGGCGUGAGCGUCGGCCAGCUCCGCGCUAGCAGACACUAGUUUUCCUCGCCACACGACGCUCCCCUGUUACGUGUACUAGCUUUUUUAUACUGAGGCGAGUCAUAUCACUUCAGCGGCGAGGGGGAGUGUGUUCGAGUGUGUGAGUGAGUGAGUGAGUGUGUGUGAGUGAGAGAAAGAGAAAGAAAGUGAGAGAGCUCAGCGAUAUCAUCGUCUCCUCUGCCGGACUUAGCAGCAGCGCAGCGCCGCCGUUCUCGCUGCUGGGAUCGUUUCACCACUAACACUCGGAUUGCCUUCUUCCUCAGCGAGAGCCCUUUUUCUCUCGUCUUCCCCCUCCUUUUUUAAAUUUUGCUCUUUUGGUCCGACAUGGAAGAUGGUCCGCCUUCAACAAGCUGUUUCAGAAGGUUUACGGACUGUUUCCUCGGCUCAAGUCUGACAGAUGAGAAAGUGAAGGCCUACCUUUCCCUGCACCCCCAGAUGCUGGAUGAGUUUGUGCUGGAGAGCGUGAGUGCAGAGACAGUGGACAGAUGGCUGAAACGGAAGAACAGCAGCCGGCCUGCAGAUGACCCCUCAACUAAAGAAGUCAGCAGGUUGCAUGGUGUGUGUCUCUUGUGUCCAGCAGUACCAGGACACUAACAUGCAGGGCGUGGUUUAUGAGCUCAACAGCUACAUGGAGCAGCGGCUGGACACAGGCGGCGACAACAAACUCCUGCUGUACGAGUUGUGCAACAUCAUCAAAACAGCCACAAAAGCUGAUGGUUUUGCACUUUACUUCCUUGGAGAAUGCAACAAUAGCCUCUGUUUGUUCACGCCGACGGGGGCGAAGGAGGGGCUUCCUGGGCUCAUCCCCUCCGGUCCCAUUGCAUUCGGGACCACUAUCGCUGCUCACGUCGCCAAGACGCGCAAGACACUACUCGUAGAAGACAUCAUGGGGGACGAGCGGUUCCCCCACGGCACAGGGCAGGACUCAGGGAUUCGUGUUCACUCUGUUCUGUGUCUCCCCAUCCUCACCGCCAUCGGUGACCUCAUCGCCGUGCUGGAGCUGCAUCGCCACCUGGGCAGAGAGCCUUUCAACCUCAGCCACCAGGAGGUUGCCACAGCAAAUUUGGCAUGGGCUUCUGUAGCUAUUCACCAAGUGCAGGUCUGCAGAGGUCUGGCCAAGCAGACAGAGCUCAACGACUUCCUUCUAGAUGUGUCAAAAACAUACUUCGACAACAUUGUGGCAAUAGAUUCUCUACUUGAACAUAUUAUGAUAUAUGCAAAAAACCUGGUGAAUGCAGACAGGUGCGCCCUCUUCCAGGUUGAUCACAAUAACAAAGAACUGUAUUCUGACCUGUUUGAUAUUGGGGAGGAGAAUGAAGGGAAACCGGUCUUUAGGAAAACCAAAGAAAUUAGGUUUUCUAUAGAGAAAGGCAUCGCUGGUCAAGUGGCGCGGACAGGAGAGGUGUUGAAUAUUCCAGACGCCUAUGCAGACCCACGGUUCAACAGAGAAGUGGACCUCUACACUGGCUACACGACACGGAACAUCCUGUGCAUGCCCAUCGUCAGUCGGGGAACCGUUAUAGGCGUCGUGCAGAUGGUGAACAAGCUGAGCGGAAGUGCCUUUACUAAAACGGACGAGAACAACUUUAAGAUGUUCGCUGUCUUCUGUGCUCUGGCCUUACACUGUGCAAAUAUGUAUCACCGGAUCAGACAUUCGGAGUGCAUCUACAGGGUGACGAUGGAGAAGCUUUCAUAUCACAGUAUCUGCACAUCAGAGGAGUGGAAGACCCUCUCACAGCUGACCCUUCCAGCCCCCAUAUACAAAGAGAUUGAGCUGUUCCACUUUGAUAUCAGCCCCUAUGAGGAGCUCUGGCCUGCAGUCUUUGUGUACAUGAUCCACAGUUCAUGUGGAAAAAACAGUUUUGAGCUGGAGAAACUGUGUCGCUUCACUAUGUCUGUACGGAAGAAUUACAGACGAGUUCCAUACCACAACUGGAAACAUGCGGUGACAGUGGCCCACUGCAUGUACGCCAUCCUUCAGAAAACCUCUGAAAUCUUCACCGAACUGGAGAGGAAAGGCCUGCUGAUAGCCUGCUUGUGUCAUGACCUGGACCACCGGGGCUACAGCAACAGCUACCUGCAGAAGUUUGACCAUCCACUGGCAGCCCUCUACUCCACGUCCACCAUGGAACAGCACCAUUUCUCCCAGACUGUGUCUAUCCUGCAGCUGGAAGGGCACAAUAUUUUCUCCAACCUGACUUCCAGCGAGUACGAACAGGUGCUGGAGAUCAUCCGCAAGGCCAUCAUCGCCACCGACUUGGCACUCUACUUCGGCAACCGCAAGCAGCUGGCCGAUCUGCUGAGCACAGGGGCACUGGAUCUGAACAACCAUGCGCACAGAGACCGCGUGAUUGGUCUGAUGAUGACUGCGUGCGAUCUCUGCUCUGUUACCAAACUGUGGCCUGUCACUCGCCUCACAGCCAAUGACAUCUACGCAGAGUUCUGGGCUGAGGGGGAUGAGAUGAAGAAGAUAGGAAUGCAACCUAUUCCAAUGAUGGACCGGGAUAAGAAGGACGAGGUUCCGCAGGGACAGGUGGGGUUUUAUAAUGCAGUGGCCAUUCCCUGUUACACCACCCUGACAGAGCUGUUCCCUCCCUCUGCUCCUCUUCUUAGUGCCUGCAGGGAGAACCUGGGCCAGUGGGAGAGAAUAGUACGAGGGGAAGAGCCAUCCACCUGGGUGCCGUCUGAGGAGCGCGACCCGAGCGAGCUGUCGGAGAGUGGACCGGUCAAAGUGGACAACUGACCCUGACUGCAGCACUGCCCGAACCCUGCCAGAGACACUGGACUUCCUUUAGAACAGUCCCACUUCUGGUGGAGACGAGGGGGAGCAGAGAGGCCGGGCAGGAAAGGUGAUAUUCACCGAGCAACUAAAGGAAAAACUUAAAAAAAUGAAUAAAUAAAUAAAAUAAAAAAUGAAACAUAGAGUUACCUCAGCAGGUGAUGGAGGUGUAGAGCUCUGACCCUGACGGCUCUCGUGGUCAACAGCCAGGACUUGGGAUCGAGUCACCACAACCCUGCUCUGGGUGGGAGCACUUUUGGUCAGAAUUGGACUUCUUUAGCUUCAAGAGUUUUCCUCUGAUUAUCGCUUUUGCUUUUUUUUUGGUUUUGGGGUCAAUUUCAUUUUUAUAUUUUCAAAUUGUGUUUCUUUUUGUGGUCUUAUAUUUGAAGAGGCCUUAAUACCUGAACCUCCGGUACAAGUCGGAGCUCCACAGCUGGUAACUGGGGUUCAGGUCGUCUGAAAUAGCAACUUAUUCCUGCUGUGGUGAAGAAAAAAAACGAGCAGAACCUGCUUGGGAGUUGCUAUUUUUUAAGAGAGACGAAAGGAAUGUUUCACGAAGGUGCGCGGGGGCGCAGCCGAGCGCUCCGCACCGGCGGCCUCGUGUUAAUUUGCGCAAAAACGUUUGCAGUACUUGAAUGAAGAAAUACAGCCUAUUCUAUGUGGGGAGGAGUACAAAGAGAAAAAAAGAAAAGAAACAAACCCUGCAGCACAUCUGUCCAAAGCAAAGAGCUGUUGUGACGGAAGAAGUUAGAUAAUUCUGAACCUCACCGGAGUCACACGAGAGUCACAAUGUUCCUCCACCGAAAUCUAUGACCGUUCAAACUGAUGUACAAAUCAGCUUUUGAUCCUCUAGUCCUAAUAGAGCUUGACCUUGGGCAAUCCGUUCGUUUCCAGGGAAACCAGUAAUGCAUGUUCCACACUGAAUGUUGAAACGUUACAGUGGAGCCGACACGUGAAGUAAUAACAGCAUAGUCUCAUUAAGAGUAAUGGAUGACUGCUAAUGGUACUGAGUGUCAGUCGCGCAGUUGAUUAUUUUUUACAAAUAAAAUAGGGUGGAUUACUGUUGAUGAAUUGACACGACAUACAAAGGACAUCUUAUGCACAUAAUGAGCCAUGAUUUGAAUGUUUCUUCAGUGCUUAAUUCUUUUUGAUGAUGUUCUCUGAGCAGAGGGAAGUUAAACUACAGUUCCGGUCAUGUUUUGCUCUUUCCCCCAAAAUGUUAGAUUCUAAAGCAGCACUUUUAAGGAGUGUCUAUAAAAUUAAAUAAGACAUUUGCUGAAAAAUGAACAAGAUCACACUGUAAAAAUGAUUCAAUGUAAAAAGUAAGUAACCAGAUUGUCUUUAAAUUUUUAGUUUUCUGAACGCAGAUUAUUACUGUGUUAACUUAUUAUUAGAAGAAGUUUGAAGGCAGCCAGGUUCAUACAGAUGUACUUUAUUUUAAAGUUAAAACACUGAAUGAUUUUAGUGAAGAAAAACAAUCAGGUCAAAAACAAGUGAAAGGCUUAGACAAUUAAAGAUCCUUUGAAAGUCUUUAGAACGUCUCAAUCCUAAAGUAACAAAGCAAUUAAGCAAUCAUUGUCUUUCCAUUUAGAUGUUUUGAAUUAUUUAAAAAAUGGUGAAAUGGUAGUGAGUGUGGAUGUGCAGUGAAACCGAGAGCCGUUUCCUCUGUGCUGAAGUCACAGAGGAGAUGAAGGCGGUUUAUUGGCUGAGCUUGAACAUCAGCACUCUUAGCUAGAGUGAAACUCCAAAUACUGAAUACUGUACGACAGUGUGUGAAGAUACAACUGAGAUAAAAAAGCCAAAAAUGAAAUCUUCUGAAUCUGUUCCGUUGUGUGCAAAAGUUUUGGUGCCCCAGUCAAAUGCCUCGUUGAUUUGCUAAGUGAAAAUGAUUUAAUACAUCCUCUACAGAGAACACACUUCUGCACAUUUUACUGCACAGUUAUGGUUUAUUUACUGAUUUUAACAUAUGAAAAAUAAAAAUUAAACAAAAUGUGACGAAAGUGAUGCCGCAUUGCAUAUUUUGCGUUUUAUUUUUCCCAAUAUGUUAAUAUUAACAGGUUAUAUUAAUGGAAAUUGUACACAAAAUCUUUUAAGUGCAGAGAAAAUGUUGAUAUAUUUUCACUGAGAAGAUCAACUCACUGUGCUUUGAUCAGGGAUGUUCAAGCAUUUGUAUAUGACUGUACACAUACAUGCAGAUGACACAGCAGUAUCACAUAACUAGGGUGCAUUUAAUUUGUAUGAAUAGAAAAACGGGCAGAAAUCAUUAGAAAGGUGAAUCCUAAGUAAAACAGAUGAAUUCCCUGAUUAAAUAGUCUUUCCUUCUCAGCCAGUCAGCAUCCUGCUUCAGCUUGAAUUGGCUCGCGUCAGUUUGAUCACGUUUCUGUUUUUUUCAGCCUCUUAGAGGUCGGGUUCUUAGAGACAGGGCUGCGCUCUGAAAGCCUUCAUGUAAACACAGCAGGACUGAUGAGUGACUGUAACUAAUAUGAUGGCACACAGCUUAUUGAGGGUUUCUUGGGUACCAAAGGAGUUCACCAUCAGAUAUGUGUGUCUGUCAAGAAUCAAGAACAGUUUCCAGUGAAGUGUAUCGAGCAUGUGCCCAUAACUAUUUUUCUUUUUUUCGGCACAUGUGCAAUGUAUGUAGGAGCAGUUCAUGUUUGGAGAUGUAAGCUACACUCUUAUGGUGCUAUCUUAGGCAGUCAUGCACUUUCUGGUCCUGUGUGUAUGCGUGCGUGCGCGUGUGUACUAGCUUUCGGCCAAUGCCAUAAAUACCCCCAACCCCCCACCCAAGCCUCCAUGAAAAAAACACAGCAGCAGUCUGAGUUAAGAGGAACUACACAGCUUCAUGAACCUCACUGAGAUCAUCCACAGCCCGGUUCUUCUCCCCUCAUAUGCACUAUGUUUAGAGACUAUUAUCAUUGUUGUUAUUAUUAUUAUUAUUAUUAUGGUUGUUAUAAAUAUUAUUGUUCCUAUUAUAUUACUAUUAUUACCACACUUAUCAGUGAUUAUUACCAUUGUUAUUUUCUUAAUUAGAAUUCAAUUUUAAAUUAACUUAUAUUUUUUAUACAGAAAAAAAAGUUCGCAUUUUUUGUUUUGUACAGAGCAAAAUUGUGCAUCAUGAAGAAGCGAAUGGUCAUGUAGACCCACUGCAUACUGUUGCCCAAGAUAAAUGAGGAAUGUCUUGACUGUAAAUAUAAGAGCAGUUUUAUUAUAUUUAAUUUUAUUAAAUAUUUCUGAAAAACAA